CACGUGACUGUGUGUUCAGAGACUUCAGGACCCAGCCAUGCCCAAGUCUAAGAGGGAUAAGAAAGUUUCCUUAACUAAAACAGCCAAGAAAGGGCUCGAAGUGAAGCAGAAUCUCAUAGAAGAGCUGCGGAAAUGCGUGGACACCUACAAGUACAUCUUUGUGCUCUCGGUGGAGAAUAUGAGGAACAACAAACUGAAGGACGUCCGGAACGCGUGGAAACACAGCAGGUUAUUCUUUGGGAAGAACAAGGUGAUGAUGGUGGCAAUGGGGAAAGGAGUCAGUGAUGAAUACAAGGAUAACUUACACAAGCUGAGCAAGUGCCUGAAAGGGGAGGUCGGACUCCUGUUCACCAACCGGACAGAGAGAGAAGUGGAGGAGUGGUUUGAUCAGUACAAGGAAACGGAUUUUGCCAGAGCUGGAAACAAAGCCACAUACUCGGUGGUACUGGAUGCCGGGCCUCUCGAUCAGUUCACUCACUCAAUGGAACCGCAGUUACGGCAACUGGGACUCCCCACUGCUCUGAAAAAAGGAGUCAUCACGUUACUGUCAGACUACGACUUGUGUAAAGAGGGGGACGUAUUAACCCCUGAACAAGCCAGGAUUUUGAAAUUAUUUGGCUUCCAAAUGGCCGAGUUCAAAGUCUCCAUCAAAUCAAUAUGGACUGCAGAAACGGGCGAGUUCCAGAAAUUGGGAGGUGAGACGCAGGAGAAGAGUGAAGCGGAAGAUAUGGAUGAGGAGGAAGGGGAUAAUGAUGAUUAAGGACAAACUCCCCUACCCCCGAGCUGGAAUAUGAGAUAUGGGACACUUCUCCCCCUCUGGGACUGCUGAUACUGACAGCCAAUCAUAUAACAGAAUGUUACUGUGUUUUAACAGAUGACAUUUUGGCCUAAAAUGUAUUUAUUACAGUGGGAGGCACCGCCCUGUGACUGACCGUUUGUUUUGGUUAAGGUCACCGAGCCCUCGGCCUGUUUGUCACAGGGUUCAGAGCCGCUCUGUACUGAGCACAAUAAUCCGCUGCAUUUUAGGAAUAAAAUCAUGUGAUUUGGUUACAGAACAAGUUUCAGUUCUUGAUAAAUCCAUCUCCCUGCACCCUUCAUGGGCCCCACAGAAAAAAUGAUUUAAUAAGUAUAUAUAUUGAAUUCUGGGUCCCCCAGCAGCUUCAGGGUCUGCUUUCUCUGUAGUUACACCCCUGGGGCUAAUACAACAGGGUGAUCAGGACACAAAAUGUGGCCCCUGGGAUAGUUUCCCCAUCAGCAGCAGGAAUCAGAGUUAAGUUCUGCAUAAGAAUUUAAAGGGGAUCUGUACCCCUUUGUGAAACCAUGUUCUAAGACAGCAUGACUGGCAGCCCUAGUCCAGCAACUUCAGGGUUACAUUCUUAAAGCAGUAUUGCACAAUAAAACAUGCAGAUGUGUAUGUAUUGUGUUUGGGCUGAUGUCAUCGCACAUGUUCCGGGGGAUUUAUUAAAUUCUUUUGUACAAA
Messenger RNA from Xenopus laevis (African clawed frog), 1480 nucleotides. It is a transcript of the gene mrto4.L, whose product is annotated as MRT4 homolog, ribosome maturation factor L homeolog. Gene Ontology annotation, cellular component: preribosome, large subunit precursor; cytoplasm; nucleolus. Gene Ontology annotation, biological process: nuclear-transcribed mRNA catabolic process; ribosomal large subunit assembly; ribosomal large subunit biogenesis. Lineage: Eukaryota; Metazoa; Chordata; Amphibia; Anura; Pipidae. The record is from RefSeq and is marked provisional. Gene Ontology annotation, molecular function: RNA binding.